Messenger RNA from Scaptodrosophila lebanonensis, 648 nucleotides. It is a transcript of the gene EbpIII, whose product is annotated as ejaculatory bulb-specific protein 3. Lineage: Eukaryota; Metazoa; Arthropoda; Insecta; Diptera; Drosophilidae. The transcript has 2 exons. The record is from RefSeq and is a predicted model, not a curated record. The coding region runs from base 113 to 490 and encodes 125 amino acids.
UUCAUCGAAAAGUUCAUCAGUUUGUUCGGGCUUUUGCAUUGCUUCACAACUAGUUAUCCGCAGAGCUGCAGAGAGUCGAGCUGCCAUUUAAAAUCUCUCAACACAUUGCAAAAUGAAAAUCUUUCUACUAAUCCUCGCGUUGGCCGUAGCAGUGUAUGCUGAGGAGAAAUAUACGACCAAAUAUGACAAUAUUGAUGUUGAUGAAAUAUUAAAAUCUGAGCGCCUAUUUAACAAUUACUUUAAAUGUUUGAUUGAAACUGGAAAAUGUACUCCCGAGGGUAGGGAGUUGAAAAAGUACCUGCCUGACGCCCUGAAAACUGAGUGCAGCAAAUGCAGCGAGAAACAAAAAACGAACACCGACAAAAUUAUUCGUUUUAUCAUUGAUAAUAAGCCCGAAGAAUGGAAACAACUGCAAGCGAAGUACGAUCCUGACGAGAUAUAUAUUAAGAGAUACAGAGCUCAGGCUGCUGAUGCUGGAAUCAAGAUUUAGAUGCAAACGGCAACGUAUAAAGUAACAGUUUUAUUAAAUUAAGUUAUGUGCUCAAUUAAAUUGGACAAAAACAGAUACGAUCAAACUGUAUAUGUAGUGCACGUAUAUGUAUAAAUUAUUUUAUUAAAGUAAUUAUGUAAUAAAGCUUUAAAAUUGCA